Molecule: messenger RNA, 2475 nt
Organism: Elaeis guineensis (African oil palm)
Lineage: Eukaryota; Viridiplantae; Streptophyta; Magnoliopsida; Arecales; Arecaceae
Source: RefSeq, a predicted model, not a curated record
GAGGAGAGAGAGAGAGGUGAUCGGGGGAUCGGGAUCGAUCGAUUGGAGGAUCUUCGGAUGCGGUCCGGGGAGAUGAAGUUCUCGGCGCUGGAUCUGAUGUCGGCGAUCCUGACCGGGAAGUACGACGGGGAGGGGGUGGCGCCGGAGAUCCGGGGGAUUGCCGGCAACCGGGAACUGCUGGCUGUGCUUACUACGUCUGUGGCUGUGCUGCUCGGCUGCGCGCUCCUGCUGCUCUGGCGGAGAUCCGGCGGCAAGAAGGAAACCCCGGCGGUCGAGCCGCCACGGCCGCUGGCGGUCAGGGACGAGCCGGGGCACGAGGUCGAUGACGGGAGGAAGAAGGUCACCGUCUUCUUUGGUACCCAGACUGGUACCGCGGAAGGGUUCGCCAAGUCUCUGACCGAGGAGGCGAGGGCUCGAUAUGAGAAGGCUGUCUUCAAAGUUGUUGAUCUGGAUGAUUACGCAGCUGAUGAUGAUGAGUACGAGGAGAAGAUGAAGAAAGAGACUCUGGCGUUGUUCUUCUUGGCAACUUAUGGAGAUGGUGAACCAACGGAUAAUGCUGCUAGGUUCUAUAAAUGGUUUACGGAGGGGAAAGAGAGAGGGGUUUGGCUUCAGAAUCUUCAAUAUGCUGUGUUUGGUCUGGGGAACAGACAGUACGAGCAUUUCAACAAGGUCGGAAAGGUGGUGGAUGAGAUCCUUGCCGAACAAGGUGGGAAGCGCCUAAUUCCAGUGGGCCUUGGAGAUGAUGAUCAGUGUAUUGAGGAUGACUUUACUUCAUGGAAGGAGCUGGUGUGGCCAGAGUUGGAUCAAUUGCUUCGAGAUGAAGAUGAUGCACCGGGUGCAUCUACCCAUUACACUGCUGCCAUACCUGAAUACCGGGUUGUGUUCCUGGACGGCUUAAAUGCAUCACAUAUGGAGAGGAACUCGAGUCUGGCCAAUGGUCAUGCUGUUCAUGAUCUUCAACAUCCUUGCAGGUCUAAUGUGGCUGUGAGGCGGGAGCUACAUACACCAGCUUCUGAUCGUUCCUGCAUUCAUCUUGAGUUUGACAUUUUGGGAACUGGGCUUGCGUAUGAGACUGGAGACCAUGUUGGUGUUUAUUCAGAGAAUUGUGUUGAGACUGUGGAGGAGGCUGAAAGACUAUUAGGUUAUUCACCAGAUACAUUCUUCUCCCUACAUGCAAACAAAGAAGAUGGCACACCAUUAAGUAGCAGCUCUCUGCCACCUCCUUUCCCAACUCCUUGCACUUUGAGAACUGCACUUGCUCGAUAUGCUGACCUUCUAAAUUCACCAAAGAAGGCUGCUUUAGUUGCUCUAGCCGCUCAUGCUUCUAAUCCAACUGAAGCUGAACGAUUAAGAUAUCUAGCUUCACCUGCAGGAAAGGAUGAAUAUUCUCAAUGGAUAGUUGCAAGUCAGAGGAGCCUUCUUGAAGUUAUGGCUGAAUUUUCUUCAGCCAAGCCUCCUCUAGGUGUUUUCUUUGCAGCUAUAGCUCCUCGCUUGCAGCCUCGAUAUUAUUCUAUAUCAUCUUCUCCAAGGAAGGUACCUUCUAGAAUUCAUGUCACAUGUGCAUUAGUGCACGGACCAACACCAACAGGAAGGAUACAUAAAGGAGUUUGUUCAACCUGGAUGAAGAAUUCAGUCCCAUCGGAGGAGAGCCAAGAAUGUAGCUGGGCUCCUAUUUUUGUCAGACAAUCAAAUUUUAAAUUGCCUGCAGAUAACUCUGUGCCAAUUAUCAUGAUUGGACCCGGCACAGGACUGGCACCCUUUAGGGGCUUCUUGCAGGAAAGGUUGGCGCUCAAAGAGUCUGGAGCUGAACUUGGCCCUGCCAUUCUCUUCUUUGGUUCCAGGAACCGUAAAAUGGACUUCAUUUACGAGGAUGAGCUGAGCAAUUUUGUAAACACAGGGGCGCUGUCUGAGCUAAUUGUUGCUUUCUCUCGUGAAGGUCCAGCCAAAGAAUAUGUGCAGCACAAGAUGGCUGAGAAGGCUGUGGUCAUCUGGGACAUCAUCUCCAAGGGUGGUCAUAUAUAUGUUUGUGGUGAUGCUAAAGGCAUGGCUAGAGAUGUCCAGGGUCUCUGGAUAGCUCUAAGGCUGAGAGCAUGGUGAAGAAUCUGCAGAUGGAAGGGAGGUACUUGCGUGAUGUGUGGUGAGCGUCCCGUGAAAAGUUACUCUAGUACAACCGCCGAACUUACACGGGGAUUUUAAACUGGGAGUCCCUAUGUCACACCUUGGGAAGUACACGUUGUCUUUAAUUAUGAUUUUCCGAUCCUCGGAUUUUGCUGUGUAAUAUAAUAUGUCCUCUAUAUUUUUUAGUAGGAUACUUCAUUUGAGAGGAAUAAGAGUGCACUCUCUAUGUAGUUUCUUGAUAGGACCCCAACGGUUGGAAUGCGGAAGUCUUACCUCGGCCUUUGGUAAUUAUGUGUAAUUCACACAAUUUUACUAAGACCAUUGUAAUAAAGAAAUGGUGGUGAUGUUGAACUUUAA